This is a messenger RNA of Boeremia exigua, 577 nucleotides long. RefSeq lists its product as uncharacterized. NCBI's taxonomy places the organism in Eukaryota, Fungi, Ascomycota, Dothideomycetes, Pleosporales, Didymellaceae. The record is from RefSeq and is a predicted model, not a curated record. Bases 173 to 391 code for a protein of 72 amino acids. The transcript has 2 exons.
CGGAGAGCACCCCGCACCCCGACCUCGGACCCCAGACUGCCCCGCCAUGGGUCGACGUCACAUGUCUGCCGAGCAGGCGUCUGCUUACCUAGGUAUCUCUCUCCAGAGAGGUAAAGAAACAUAGAUACAGGUAACAUACCGCGGCUUGGUGUCCUGAGAUCAGACAGCUGCGAUGUCCAUUGCUUUCAGAGUGUCUGGAUUUUGGUGUGCUGGACUUUGUUCCGGGGGUGAUGGAGAUGUGGAGCUGCGCGAAUCGACUGUCGGUCAGAAGCUGGGACGGAGACACAAGAAUGCAGUACAUGAUAUGGUGAUGGUAUGUCGUCAAUCGAGACCAAUUGCAGGACAGCAAAGGAACAAAUGGGGGUGCAGAGUGAUCAAAUUGUAUGUGUAAAGGUGGUGUAAGAGUGUGGAACAGUGUGUGCUCCUGCACUGCUCCCGCAUCAUGAGAGGGACGGGUCAGGGUCUCAGACCAGCACACCUGCGUCGUCGUUAGCAAUUUUCGCGCUCACAGCACAACACAUCACACCAUCCCCCUUGAAACCAUAAAUGAUAAAUAAAAUACGAUUCUCGUGUCUCC